This is a messenger RNA of Rana temporaria (common frog), 1387 nucleotides long. RefSeq lists its product as uncharacterized. The transcript is spliced from 8 exons. The coding region runs from base 122 to 1171 and encodes 349 amino acids. The record is from RefSeq and is a predicted model, not a curated record. Lineage: Eukaryota; Metazoa; Chordata; Amphibia; Anura; Ranidae.
GUACUUCCUUUGCAAUGAACAAAUACUCUGUAAUGCGUAUCUAUCUUGGCGGAGCAAAAGUGAAACAUUGAAGGAUCCGUCCUAAAGGCCACAAAAGAAAAAUUGGUUAACUGAAAGGAAGAUGGACAGAAUUGUUUUAAUAUUCUUUAUACUGAUUACACAUGGCGUCCCUGCUGAAAAUUCCAGUAAUACAAUUUCUAUAUAUGCUCAUGAGGAGGAUGCAGUCUUUCUACCUCUGCCUGAACACCUACUGAAUCAAACAGAUUAUGUUUGGAAAAAAGGAAAAGAACAUAUCGCCACGAGUUUUAGAAAUGGCUCUAUACACAUACCAGACCUCAAAUACAGAGACAUUUUAAACAGCUCUCAUGAUGGUUCCCUGAUUAUAAAAGCUCAGGAAUGGGGAAACAAAGACAAAUAUUCAGUAGACGUAAAAAUGAAUGACAGUCUCUCUACAAUACAUUAUUUCGUCAAAGUUCAAAAUCAUAAGUUUAUCCCACAUGCUAAGGGCCCAAUAAAUGUAUCUGCUACAGUUGGAGGAAAGUGCACUCUACCCUUGGAAGAUGGUGACUAUGAAAGGAGUAAAAUUGUAAAGAUUGAUUGGCUCACAAAGAGAUGGGCUUACUUUGCUGAAACAAAAACAGAUGGAGUAAUUAGUAUUCUAGAAGACAUUUAUGAAGGAAAGUUGUCCAGCUCACCAGAAGGCUGCCUAAUAUUUAAUAACGUAAGAAAGAGGAAUCAAGGGGUGUACCGAGCCUGCAUAUUUUUAAAUAAUGGAAAAAUAUUCGAGCAAAUGUACCAGGUCAGCAUUUCUGAUCAUAAUUAUAUCUCACAUGCUAAGGGACCAAAUGUAGAACCUGAUUUUGAUGAGAGAACAUCAACUGAUUCUGCUUCAGAUAGUGAAAAUAUAAUAAACAUCCAUUUGGUUACCAUAUCUGUUCUCAUCGGGGUUAGCAUAUUUACCAUUGUCCUAGUCACCAUCUAUAGAUAUAAUAUCUAUCAACAUAAAAGUAAUAAGGGUAAAAUGGAAACUAUGUUCGAUCCAAAAGAAUACAACAAAACCCGGACGAACCAUGACACGUCUCAUUUAGAAUCUCAGACUCAUUCUCAGACUCAUUCAUGUGUGACUUUUCCAGCAACUUCCCCUACCCCCCCGAUGGUGCCUUUACUUUGACGUAGUGGGGGGGCUUGUGUGGUCAAAAAACUGGAGAGCUUUACCAGCAAUAGCAGGGCUAUCUGUAGGGUCCCCUAUGCUAGACAGAUCUCUAGUGAUGACCCGGACAAAAAGGGGCACCCUUCAGGUAGGCUUUGAUAUCUGGUUAAAAAAUCUAGACCUUUUUGCCUCCUGUUGUCUUCAUCUUAUAAAAAAUAAAUCUACCCAACGAUCUUU